AUGCUAUAUUUUAAUGAGGAAAUUCCAGCAUUGGUUACGAUCCAUGCCAUUAAAGGAGACGAAAGGUCUACGGUUUAUAGAUACCAUAAUGGUAAGCAGUGGAAGGAUACUAAAGAAGAUGAUCAUAAUAGUAGGCUGACCGCUCUAAAGAAGAAGUAUAACCUGAGGGAUGAUAAUGGAGUAAGGACCAAGAAAUACUCCCCAAAACCCGGUCACAAUGUUGUAUGGGUUAAGGAUGGUGAUGAGUCUCUAUGGAAGGCUCAACCACAUUAUUCUAGAAAUGGAAGAAUAAAACUGUUUGAUGGAUAUGAUUCUUGUUCAUCAUGUGUGUUAUAUAAGAAUGGAAAUGUAGAACUACUGGAACUUACUCUCUUUGAGAACGCAUCUUCAAGGGGGUAUAAGUACUUUGAAAAGAAUGGUGGAGAAUGGAAAGAUCUCACUAGGAAUGACUUCUUCAAUAAGCUUACUGACAUGAGUAAAUCUGGAUCAUCCCCUAAUCCUUCUUCAGAUCCUUCUACUCCAUCUCAAUAG
Molecule: messenger RNA, 531 nt
Organism: Theileria equi strain WA
Lineage: Eukaryota; Apicomplexa; Aconoidasida; Piroplasmida; Theileriidae
Exons: 2
Coding region: 1-531 (176 amino acids)
Source: RefSeq, a predicted model, not a curated record